UGUUGCAGCCGAGCAAAUGUAGUCGCAGCAAACAUUUCAGCAGCCAGACCCGCGUCUUUCUCUCCGCGGUGGUAACACGUUUUUUUUUUUACUUGCUUCGCUUUAGCUUUUAAAAACGCGCUUUUCCCUCAUUCCUAUUUCACUACUAGGCAAUACUGAUUGUAUAUCCGAUUAACAACCCGUUUUCAGUUAAACAACCAUAAUAUACAUUUUAAACGACGUUUAUUUAAGAGAACACGUCUGAAUCCGACUGGACUAUAACAAGUCCACAGAGAGACAAGAAGCAAGGACAUGCAGCAGAGAGGUCAAUGAGGAGGAUGACAACACGACAACAGACGACAGCGAAGGAGGGAUGAGAAAGAGACUGAAAUAAGAGGAGGAAGUGGAACUCCAAAGUGCCUACUGCUUGGGGUCGCCUGCUGCUGGAUGAGUGCAGGACGGGGCUCAGUGUGUGUUUGGCCUUGAAUGGAGGCUGUAUUUUAUCCUGACAGCCACAGAGUCAUCCAUCCCACGUUACUGAGCUGCAGUCCCCACAUACCUUGAGCUGAAACGCCUUUUCGUCUCAUCACUGCAAGGACACCAUCCCAAUAAGGUUCUGCUUUUGUUUCUGUCCCACAGAAAUAUUCUUUCUCAGGCUACUCUGACAUUACCACAGGGACUGCCCUAGCCCUGGCCAUGUUGACGUGAAUGUAACGAGGAUUUACGGUGGGUGUCAGUCCAUUCAGGUGAAGGCACAUGCGCUCAGUGUGCAACAGUGAUAGCUAGAGGUAGUUUCUGCUUUUUCUUUUUUUUGCUCUUUGAGACGGAGCUGGCCUCUGCUCACAGAUUGCCCCCUUUAUCUUGAACUUCAGCUGCCACUUUUCCCAGGAAAAACUAAUAAACAUCCCUUGAAAUACACAAUCCGAGAGGACUUGCUGCCUAUUUAAGCUGAGGAAAGGCAGACCUUUUUUUUAGCUUCUGUUUCUGUUUUGCUGCAAAUUUUUUUCUCUUGCAUCAGUAUUAGUCACCCCUGCUCCUACCAGAGAGUUUUCCAUCCGUCUGCCUUCGCCACUGUUUGUUUGUGAGCGACUCUGAUGGCUGUCAGCAUGACUAUGGGACGGGACACCAAAUGGCUGACCCUGGAAGUGUGUCGUGAGUUUCAGAGAGGCACCUGCUCGCGAUCUGACGCCGAGUGCAAGUUUGCUCACCCCGCCCGGAGCUGCCAUGUGGAGAAUGGCCGAGUCAUCGCCUGCUUUGACUCGCUCAAGGGUCGCUGCACCCGUGAGAACUGUAAAUAUCUGCAUCCACCACCGCACCUGAAAACGCAGCUGGAGAUUAACGGGAGGAACAACCUGAUCCAGCAGAAGGCCGCAGCGGCCAUGUUGGCUCAACAGAUGCAGUUCAUGCUGCCUGGAGCCCAGCUGCAGCCCGUAACAACAUUCCCGAUGACACCCUCUCUGGCAACAUGUCCCAGUAUGGCCUUCAGUCCCUAUCUGAGCCACAUGGGUCCUGGCAUGAGCCUGAUGCCCGAGCUGCUGCCCAGCGCUCCCAUGCUGGUCCCUGGGAGUCCCACCGGUCUGGCAGCCAUGGGCAACGGCACCUCCGCACAGAAACAUGUGCGCACGGACAAGCUGGAGGUUUGUCGAGAGUUCCAGCGUGGUAACUGCACGCGGGGAGAGAGCGACUGCCGCUACGCUCACCCUCUUGAGGCCGGCAUGGUGGACUGCAGCGAGAACUCGGUCAUCGUCUGCAUGGACUACAUUAAAGGCCGCUGCAGCCGAGACAAGUGCAAGUACUUCCAUCCCCCGGCUCACCUCCAGGCCAGGAUCAAGGCUGCGCAGCACCAAGCCAGUCACAAUACGGCGUCCGCAGGCCUGAUGACUUCUCUGUCUUUCCAGGUUCUCCCUCCAGGUGGCAUGCAGCAGCUACCAAAGAGGCAGAUCUUAGAGAAGAGCAACGGAGCUGCCGCCACCGUUUUUAACCCCAGCAUGUUCCACUACCAGCAAGCCCUGGCUAACAUGCAGCUCCAGCAGCAAACCUUCAUCCCCCACGUUCCCAUGAUGCACGGUGCCACCACCUCCACUGUUUCGUCGGCUUCGACCCCAGUCACCAAUGUUUUCGCUGAAUCUGCCGCCUCGAAUCAGUAGACGCCUCCGAGCUCCUGACUCCGGAUCCAGUGGAGCUCCAGUGCGUUCCCAUGGAAACCCAUUACUGUCCCGUUCCCAAACUGCUGAUGGCGGCUCCGGUGGCGCUAAACUCAGUAAGCCUUUCCCGAAACCCCAGUUAGAGUUCCUGAAACUUGUGCACUACCAGGGCGGCAGUCUUUCCUGAAUGCAGCAAACAUGUGCCUCUCCUACAGAGUGAGAAACGUCUUAUUGUGAACGUCAGAAAGCUGCGAAUGUUGACGCAAUACAAGCCUGGACGUGAUACUGUUGUUAACUGACUCGAUCAGGCUGAGCAAUAGAGCUCCCUCGUUCUUACAGCCAUACACAUACACACCUUAAAAGUGCAGCACACACACGCACACAAACACAUACACACAUGGGUUGGUGCCAUCAAAUGAGGCGACCCUUAACUUUGACUGUACCAAAGUCAAAAACUUUAAAAAGCUUUUCCUGGAAAUUUAAGCGACAAAUGGACCUGCCGCUGGUCUAAAACCAGAGAGUGUUGUCAAAAUGAAAGAGUGUUUCAUAUCAUGUCAUGUUUACGUUCCAAGAUGGCUACACAUGUGAUCUUUGUGUUGUAUCAUGUUUCAUUUAGUUCUCAUCUCGCCUGAAGGAACACCAAGUUGUUGUUCAUUUGUUGUGCCUUUGAUUUAUCUGCUCAGCUGCAGAGGAGACUUAGUUUCACCAAAAUAAUGCAAAACACUUGACAGCAUACAUUGAAAGAUUUCCCAAAUUAAGACAAUUAGAGUUUUUACAAAAAUACCUUGUAUCAACCUAUAGCAAGAAAAUGUAAGAAUUAUAUUGAUGCCACUCUAAAUUCAUAUUGUUUGAUUAUCAAGAUGAUUUUUAUCGCCCUGGUUUCACAGUCAGCAUGUGGUACUUACUGCAUAAAAGCUGCAAAUGAGGCUUUACUCCUAAUGUAAUGCAACAACCUUAAAACAAAAUUUAAAUAGGUAGGAGAUAUUUAAGAUUGUGGCUCUUCCUUUCUUGAUUCAAGAACAAACUGCCUUAAAAGCAGAUGAGGUUUUUAAAACGGUUUUUAUUAAGUGCUGCAGUAUUUUCAAUCGUGACUGUGAUGGGUAAUUGUUAAAUAACUGAAAAGGAAGAUUUGUUUGGCCCGUUUUCCUCCAUGGUUUGAUAUCAAAACAUGGUUUAAAAGAACGACAAUCUGCAGGCAAUGAGUCUCAGACACAAACCCAGAUUUCCUGUGGUAAACUCACAAGAAAUCAGAGUAAAGACUAAAUAAUACUAAACAAAGAUUACGGCCUGGUAUAAUUGGCACUUCUUUUUAAACAUUUAAACCUGAUGUGAGAAUUAUUGCACAAGAUGGGAGCUGGAUUUGUUUUUGAUGUGGUGCCUAAAUUAUGUGUGUGCCAAGUGGUGGUUGAGCUGCCCCCAUUUAGUGCAAUACCUGAGAAAUCUCUCUAAAUGAAUGUUUCCCUCUCAAACUCACUUCAGGGAGAAAGCUUAGAACUUGAAAUGUCCUGUCUCACUUUAUAACAUGUGGUCUUUUCUACUGAUGUGUCCUUUCUGUCAGAAGUAGUCGGACUCUGAAUAUUGCAGCCACAGCUAUUAGCACCAGAAUUGAGUGUUGGUAAAGUCAGGAAAUGGAGGAAAAAAUGUGAUGUUUGUUGAUUAAAAAUAGAGAAGCCAGUUUUUGGUUUUCAAAUGACUGUAAGUAAAUUGCUUUAGGUGCAAAUAAUUUAAAGUAGCGGCUCUGGAAAACAACCUGAAAUCACUUUUAUCCAAAUUAAAAUGUGCCUAUCUUAAGUCUCCUCAAACCACCACUGUCAAUACACUGUAGGAACGGACCAGUGCUCAAAUAAAGAUGUGUUAAUUGGUACAUUAUGAUAACAGUAAAUCACAUCUGUACUUGGUUAUUCUCCGAGAUAGCUGUGCUGUCUUAUUAUGUUUAUGUAAAGAAAUGGAUCUGUGAGUUUUGUGCAUACUUAAAUGUGUUGAAACAGACAGUGAAUCACAUUCAUUAGUUCUAAGUGCUGCAGAUAUUACGGCAUUUCCCACUGAACAUUAUUCAUUUUAAAUAAUGUUAUUGUGUCGUGAAUGUAUCUAAUGCAAAAACUCUACACAUGCCCUCCAAAUAACGGGCAUGUUGAAAUGUAACGAUUCACUAUAUAUAUUUCUGAGGUCACAUAGUAACCAUGCUGAUACUUUGUUCAGACAUAUUAAAGUAUGUGUAUUGUUAUAUAGAUUUAUAUUUAAUGUCAAUUGAUGGUGUGACUACUUUUAGAAAUAUCUUUCACUCUGAGAAAAGUAGAGCAGAAGUGUACAGGUACAUUACAGUACCAUUUCUAACAGUCUAAAGAUCCCAAAAGUGCCCAUAAUGCACCUGUAAACAACGGUAUAAUCGCGGGGGAAGAGUUGCAGAAAUCAGCAUGUUGACUCUUCUUUAUAGCAUUUUUUGAACUAAGUAAUAGCGUAGAAAAACCAUUCAGUAGGGGUCCUGCGCAAAGAUCUAAUCGCUCACCUGCUCGCCCGCCAUUAACAAUAGCUACUGUUUUCAAUGGGGGCAAUUUGGAAGCACCGCUCCCAUUGGGUUGAGUGGGUGAAUGCUUUCUUCCCUUGAGUGAAUAUUGUACUGAAAAAACAUAACCUUAGCACCACUGAGGGCUGUAUCUUAAGUUGAAGCUGAAUUUUAAAAAAUGUGUCACAUUGAAUAACAGUGUGCUUUCUGUCUAAGUUAGAUGAGAAGAUUGAAACGGCUCUCCAGAGUGUUAGCUAUGAAGCUAGCACCUUAGCAUGACAAAAGUUUGAGGUUAUUUUUAUUAUUUUGAACCUAAUUUGUCCUUUCUAUACUGCAUUUUCUUGUAACAUAUUGGUUGAUAUUUAGACCAAGAAACUACUUCCACUCUAAGCUAAUAAUUGCCAAUUUAUUGUCAGCUCUACUUGAACAGAGUCGGCUAGCUUUCCCCCUUGUUUCAGUCUUUAUGCUAAGCUAAGCAACAUUUAUGCUGGUUCAAGACUCUUAUGUACCACCCAGUCAUGAGUUUGACAUCAAUCUUCUUGUCUAACUCUCUUAAAGAAAACAUAUUAAGUAACAUAUUUCCUGAAGGGUAGCUUAACGACUCAGCACUCCUCUUUAACCCCUGUUCUGUGUUGAGCAGCUAUAUCUUCACAAGUCUUUGAAAAAAAGAAAAAUGUUUCUCCUAUUCAAUUAUAUUAAUGAUUUGAAUGUCCAGACAAUUUAGUUUGUCUAAAUCUUAAAGUUUUGAAGGACUAGCUUUGUCCAGCCAAGAACACAUCCCUUCACAUCAUUAUGCCUUCACUCACUGCUCUCUAGCUGGAAAACAACAGAAUACUUGAUCAAUAAAUCGUGCCUCUUGUUGGCACUUACAUUUUUAAGUACAUUUAAACAUAUGUAUUAAUGCAGAAGAGUGUGUAAAAGGAAUUAUGAUGUGGCAUGAGAAUUCUUUGUUAUUAUCUAUUACCCUUGUUCCAAUGUUUCUCUUCUCUUUUAGGCCUUCUGUUUUUUCAGUCAUGAAUCAUAACUCCUGAAAAUGCAAAACGCUCUGAUCAUUGUGUCCAGUGAACAGAUCUUUAAGCAUGUGGAUGGUUUAUUUGGUCCUGAGUAUGUUUUCUGUUGCCCGAGGCACACAGGGCCUUACUUCUUGAUCACUGUAUAAAGAUGUGAUAGCUGUAUGAGAGUGACAUUUAUUAAUGGAAAGUUAAGCUUUUUUUUUUAACCCGACAUUAAAAAAAAAAAAAAAACAGCAUGGAAUAAAAGUCAUUUAUACAUAGUUAAUAGUUUGUGUAGACCAACAAAAAAAAAGAUAUAAAAUAAAAUCAUUUGUAUACAAUGAUGGAGUCAUUGUUUAUGGUAAUUGUUGCUAUGGCAACAACAUGACAACAUGGCUACCUUUCUAUUAUCCUUCUUGGGAUUUUGUUUUUCACAUUAAUUGAAAUAGCAUACAUCACUAACUUAUUCAAAAAGGGAAUGUUUAAUUAGUUUGUCUUGUUAUCGCAGCGUGAUUAAAUAUUUUGUAUGAAAAACCUAAAUCCUUGUAAUAUCCAAAGGUCCUUCGGGGAGAUCAGGUGUUUCUUUUGUUUUUUUCUUUUGACCUUAAUUCUUUUUGUUCUUGUACAUGGUGUUUUGAGAAAUAAGAAUGGACUUUUAAAGCAGACACCUAUCUGGCAGGAAAGAGGCUUUUGGAUUAAUUGAAAGAUCUUCAUCUUUUUCAGUAAAAAUCAAACUUGUCAGCGAUGCUCACUGUUCACCUCCUCUCUCAGAGUGUGUGAAGGCCGAGCAGAGUAAGCUACUCUGUUUCAGUUUCAAACAGGAAGGUGGUUCAGAGGUCUCUUUGUUUCCCAGCUGUGCUGGGUGAUGUCGAUCCUUGCUGAGGUGUAUACGAAUGUGUGAUGUUCACCUUGUUUGCACUUAUGUACAUAACUGUGUCAAAAUACUCAAAAUUUAUUUUGAAUAAAUAUAGAAAAAAAGAGUUGAUUAAAAAUCAAAUCAAUGUAUUGUUAUGAGUAUGUCUAUAAUUUUAUUACUGUGUUAAAAGAUCACUCUGAGGGAUCUUUACUUUGAUUUGUUUUUAUUUGUUUGCUCGCUAGAGCCUUGUUUUAUGCCAAGCAUGACAUUGCCUAGCUCUAAACCACAAAUUCUUUGCUUUAAAAAGCGCUCAGUUCUUUACUGUAUUAUCUGAACCCGAUAUCAAACAAGAGAAGAAAAAGUCAGUCUAAGAUAAAAAAAAUAAAAAAACAGGACUAACUUUGUCUUUAAAUGCUCAUCAUAAAUACAUGGAUGCAGAUGCAUUCCUCUCUCCAGUAAUGCAACAAAAUAAAGCUCUGCAUAGCUCCACCUGCAGCCAGGAAGAAAAGAGGAGCAGAAAUAAAAAUCAGUUGAAUUGGUCAUAGUUUCAAUUUCAGUUUUGUAUUUACUUUGAUCUUUUUUAUUCUUUGCACUCUUGUUGUCAAUAACCUUAAACCAUAAAUCAGUCAAAAUUGCAAACAAUCUGGUUUUACAAUGUUAGUCGUGCAGCAGCAGCAGCAACAAUAAACAGCUCUGUUCCUGCAGGUUUGGACAUGUGAUUUUAAAGACAGCCAAGUGGUGGAUUGAGUCAUCCUGGUGUAUCUGUUCACCGCCCUCUGACUCCACAUGUGGACUGGAAUAUAAUACUGUGGGUUGACAGUUACACAAACAAGUGAAUAAGAAUGUGACUUUGUUUUACUUUUUUUUUGUCAUUAUUUGAAUACAAUUCAGUUUUAAUUGUGCCUUUAUCAUGCAAAAUGUAUAUUCUUUUCUUUUUACUCUGCAUUUUAAUUUACUUUUUACAGCACUGCAUUGAGUGUGUGUAAAACGUGUCCCUUUAUUUAAAAUCCUUUGUUGGAGAGUCGUUAUUAAACUGAGGACAGUCUCAGACUGAAUGGCAACCCGUGGGAGGCGAUGAGGGCCAAAGACUGUUCAGGACUAAGCCAUAUGAAAAACUCUCUCUGACACUCCAGGACAACGUGACCGCUGUUUCUUCGUCAUAUAUCUUUUCACUGUUUUCUGCUUGUGGUGCUUGUAUGUGCUGCUGUGCUACAUGCCAAUUUAUUUUGCAGUGUAUAGCUAUUAAGAGUAAGUUACUGUGCCUAUGAUGAGUUCUGCUAUUUCUGUUUGACCUUUAAUAAAACACAUAAUUGUGA
This is a messenger RNA of Eleginops maclovinus (Patagonian blennie), 7790 nucleotides long. It is a transcript of the gene mbnl3, whose product is annotated as muscleblind-like splicing regulator 3. Gene Ontology annotation, biological process: regulation of RNA splicing. Gene Ontology annotation, molecular function: RNA binding; metal ion binding. The transcript has 8 exons. Gene Ontology annotation, cellular component: nucleus. Bases 1074 to 2126 code for a protein of 350 amino acids. The record is from RefSeq and is a predicted model, not a curated record. NCBI's taxonomy places the organism in Eukaryota, Metazoa, Chordata, Actinopteri, Perciformes, Eleginopidae.